Messenger RNA from Spirodela intermedia, 417 nucleotides. NCBI's taxonomy places the organism in Eukaryota, Viridiplantae, Streptophyta, Magnoliopsida, Alismatales, Araceae. The record is from the annotation of a GenBank genome assembly.
AUGAUAGAGCCGAGCGUCAUUCUUCCAAUCAAAGACAACGGAGGCGGCAGCGAGGGCAGCAAGUUGACAGUCGCAUUCAAACUGUCCUUGGAAGCAGUACAGUUGAUCACCGGCACCAUGGGCAUGUUUCUGAUCGCAGCAGCAGGUACUGUGGGGUCAGACCAACACCUCGUGUGGCUGUUUGUCACCUACAUCACUCUCUUUCUCUUCUCUUUGCUCGUGUGGAUCCUGUUGAAUCCAGAAUCCGCCCCGAGUUUUGCCCAACAACACUCGGGUAAGCUGCUGGCCGCCGCCUACCUCCUCAGAGUCCUCACUUUGGCUUUCCAAGCAUGGUGUGGCCUCAUCCUGCUGAACCAUCUCGGAGCAGCCAUCCCAGCUUUGCUACCCUCACACCUCUCAGCGAGUUGUGGUAAAUAA